CAUCAUAUAUGUAUAUAUAAAAGAAAGGGAGUGGCAAAUCUUUUUUUUUUUCAUUUCUUUUUCUUUUCUUUCUUUCUUUCUUUUUUCUUUUCUUUUUGUUUUCUUAUUUGUUAUCUCAACGUUUGAUUAUUAACUAUUCAUCAUGACUACUACAGCAUCUACACAUGACCCUCUAUUAUUUUAUCCUUAUGGACAAACACUUUAUGAAGUGGAACAGUAUUAUUCAACAAACAGAACAAAUAUUGAUAACGAUAAUAUGUUGUGCAGUUCUCCUUCGUCUUCACCGUCAACAUCUUCUGUUUCAUCCAUAUCUUCUUAUGGUAAACGAAUUCAUUAUGAAGCAGACUGGAAUCACAUCAUGACCAAUAUCAAGAAAACAAUGUACAAUACUACCAGUGCUGUCGUACCCUCACCUGCAACUUACAUAUUCCCAACUCCUUUUGUGCCUGAACCAUCCAAGGAUCCUAUGCUCUUUUAUAACAGCAAUCCAUUAGAAGUGAAGGAUAUGUAUUCUUAUCGACAAUUACGUUCUGAAAGUUUAUUAUAUCGAAUGUUUAACUGUAAUCUUAUGAAGGUGGAUGCUGAUCCCAGCUCAAUUAUACGAUUAAGUAAAGGUGUCUUUGUGGCCAACAAAUCACAAAAAAGUACUACCAUGGCAGUCUCUCCUAAAACAUUACCUGUAGAAUUCUUGAAUGAUGCUACUUUUUUGGAUGAUACUGCACGUUUAGAAACUAUUGAUACUUUCCAUUAUGGAGAUAUGAAACGAUUUAUGUUACAACAACAAAAGAUAGAACAACAACAACACAACAAUUUCAUUCCAUUUAGUUAUACUUUUGGAGCCAGAUACACCAAUCCUUAUCAUGGACGUGAUGUAGUGAUACGUGGAGGUCAAUUACCAAUGUGGUGCCAAACUUUAUUUUUGAAUGAAUGUGUAAAUCGUAUGCCUUUACAACCCAAUGUACCUUAUACUGGUCUUUUUCCUUUUGCUCCUUCUUUGAUUGUUGUAUUCCAAUCAUUAUCAUCUGUCGUGUCUUCUUCUGAUCAAGAUUAUUAUCCAGAACUUACCUUGGUAUAUGAACGUUAUGCUAUGGAAUUAUCAGAACCAGUACAUAUCAUGGAGAUUGGUGGUAAUAGUGCAAUGUGGGCGGAUCAGAAACAAGAAAUCAUGAAUCAAAUGCUAUUUUGUGAUAUUCCUGAAGCUUCUGUGCCUAUCUUGACUCAAUUGGCUACUCUGUGGGCAGCUGAACAAGGAUUUACUUUCUAGGUCUUCUCAUUAUUGUACAUUUUUAUAUACCACUCCCUUCUCUUGAUCUUUUACAUUUAUACCUGUAUAUAUUAUUUGUUUAUUUACAUACUCCUCACUCCUUUUUUUUUUUUUGAACGUAUCAAAUAAAACAUCAUCUUUUUCUUUUAA
This is a messenger RNA of Halteromyces radiatus, 1414 nucleotides long. RefSeq lists its product as uncharacterized. The transcript has 2 exons. The record is from RefSeq and is a predicted model, not a curated record. Lineage: Eukaryota; Fungi; Mucoromycota; Mucoromycetes; Mucorales; Cunninghamellaceae. The coding region runs from base 143 to 1264 and encodes 373 amino acids.